Messenger RNA from Linepithema humile (Argentine ant), 4444 nucleotides. RefSeq names its product putative fatty acyl-CoA reductase CG5065. Gene Ontology annotation, molecular function: alcohol-forming very long-chain fatty acyl-CoA reductase (NADP+) activity. Lineage: Eukaryota; Metazoa; Arthropoda; Insecta; Hymenoptera; Formicidae. Gene Ontology annotation, biological process: long-chain fatty-acyl-CoA metabolic process. The record is from RefSeq and is a predicted model, not a curated record. Gene Ontology annotation, cellular component: peroxisome.
UACGAAAAAGGCCGGAAACCGCCCAACGAAUCGCACGCUCGCUCACAGGAUUGCACGGGAUGCGCGGUGUGCCAUGAGUUUUCUGCACGCGCAACGUCGGUUGGCAAGAGGGCCUGCGAGAGGGCAGUUUCAUGCAGUUUGGCAGUUCAGUGAAGAUGGCGGACUCGGUUGGCGUGCGAGGGGCGCUAGCUGAACAGCGGCGAGAACGCGGAAAAACGGCGAUUCUGUGUUAAAGGGAUACUGCCAGCAUACGGGUGUGUACGGCGCGGAUACCACGAGACGGCGGGAAGCCCAUGCACGCAGCACAAAGAUAAGUCUAUAAAGGACGCGAAAUGAAUGACGGAGCGACGGAUGUUGGACGCAAGCCGCACGAAAGAUCACAAUACGACGUAAACACAUGUCAAAAGAGAAUAUCGUGCCGUUCGCAGAUGCCGUAUUCUCGCCUUUGAAAAAAUCCACCACUCCGCUAUCUCCCGUUGAAGCCGGAUAUUGGAGUAACCAACGAAAGAAAACUGGGCGCAGGACAAGUAGAACAGGAACGGAAACAGAAACGCAAAAGAUUCCGAUCCUGAAAUUUAUCGAGGAACUUGGCAAAAUAAUAUAGGACGUGUCCAUAAAUAGAUCGUUGAUAUGGCCACGAUGGCUGGUGGUGAGUACACAUCCGUGAGGGAUUUCUACAAAGACAGAUCGAUUUUUAUAACCGGAGGCACGGGUUUCAUGGGUAAAGUGCUCGUUGAGAAGCUGCUGAGAUCGUGUCCGGAUAUCAAGAAUAUCUACCUCUUGAUGAGACCUAAAAAGAGCCAGGAUGUGCAACAAAGGUUGCAGGAACUGUUGAACGCGCCGCUGUUCGAGAAGUUGCGGCGAGAUUCUCCUGCCGAGCUCUCCAAGAUCAUACCGGUGGCUGGCGACAUCACGGAACCGGAACUGGGCAUCUCGGCGGCCGACCAAGAUAUGUUAAUACGAUCCGUGUCGGUCGUGUUCCAUUCGGCAGCGACGGUAAAAUUCGACGAAGCCCUGAAGCUGUCGGUCACCAUAAAUAUGUUGGGCACCAAGAGAUUGAUUCAAUUGUGCCACCGUAUGCGCAACGUAGAGGCACUCAUCCACGUCUCUACUGCGUACUGCAAUUGUGAUCGGAACGACGUGGCCGAGGAGAUCUAUCCAGUAAGCAAGGAACCCGAGCAGGUGAUCGCUUUGACAAAAUGGAUGGACGACAAGAUGGUCGAGGAAUUAACGCCAAGUUUUAUCGCCGGUCGACCAAAUACAUACACGUUUACCAAAGCAUUGGCCGAACGAAUGCUCCAGCGAGAGAGAGGCGCUUUACCGGUGGCGAUUGUCAGGCCAUCAAUCGUAUUGUCAUCGUACAGAGAACCGGUGGCCGGUUGGCUAGAUAAUUGCAACGGGCCUACCGGAAUUAUUGCCGCCGCCGGGAAAGGCUUCUUCAGGACUAUGUUGUGUCACGAGAAUAAGGUGGCGGACUUGGUUCCCGUCGACAUAGUUAUCAAUCUAAUGAUUUGCGCGGCAUGGAAGACCGCCACGCAGCGCACCGACACCAUUUCGAUUUACAACUGUUGCACCGGCCAGCAGAAUCCCAUCACCUGGAAGCAGUUCGUCGAGUUGUCAUUCAAAUACUCUCGGGUACAUCCGGCGAACGACACGCUCUGGUAUCCGGACGGGAAUAUACACAGCUCCGUCAUGCUGAACAAUUUGUGCGUGAUGUUGCAGCAUACGCUACCCGCGUAUAUUCUAGACAUCAUCGCUCGGCUCAAGGGCUCGCGGCCUAUAAUGGUCCGCGUGCAGGCCAAACUCUCCAAAGCUAGCAAGUGCUUGGAAUAUUUCAGCACGAAACAGUGGAAUUUCAGAGACGACAACGUACGACGACUGGGUGAGCAACUCAGUCCGGAGGAUCGGGAAACAUUUAUGUUCGAUGUUAGGCAAAUCGACUGGCCGUCAUACUUGGAGCAUUACAUUCUGGGAAUACGACAGUUCAUCUUGAAGGAGAGUCCGGAUACACUGCCAGCUGCUCGUUCACACAUUACAAAAUUAUAUUGGCUUCACAAGGCCGUGCAAUUCGGAAUGCUGAUAAUAAUAUUACGAGUCCUGCUGUUACGCAAUCCCGCAAUGCGAGGAGCCUUUUUCUCGCUGUUGUCUACCGUACUUCGUAUAUGCCGCUUGAUUGUUUGACGGCUCAGAACAGGCCCGGUCGAUGAUCGCGAUCAGCGUAACACGAAGCGGCCGCUAUCCACGGAGCGUUAUUUAAAGGUGCGAUUUGUUCUGCGACCUCGUUGCUCAGCCUCCUCGACGAUAAAGCGCUACUUUAACACCCAUCGAUUGGCCUUUUCGAUGUUGCUAAUUGUUGACGAGUAAUAGCGCCGUUUACAAAUGUCUGAAAAGAGUGUUGGUUGUCGAUUCGGUAUUGGACAAGAAUCCCGCAAAGGUACGCUCUAAACUUUGCAUAUAUUACAAUGAUGACUAUUAUUGCAUUAUUGAUGUUAUCCCUUGUUGUCCCGUGUGUGAACCGUGUUGACCGCCGUGAUAACGAUCGCCGUCGAGUCAGAGUUCUAUGGUGAUGUGGUCGUCAUUUUGUUGCGUGUUCCAUUAUGCUAGAAUAAAAAGUAAACGCCACGAUUAUUUCGUUAGGCAUCAAGGUGCUUUCCGACAAAGAACACAAGUCAACACAAAUGGAAUUCUGGGACGGUUUGCGCAGAUCUUAUUAAAAUUUAUUAAGGUGCUGAAUCAAUUCUUAAUCGUGCAAUUAGCAGUUUUUUAAAUCUGAUAAUUAUAAAUAUACAUACCGCUUUAGAAUCGAUAAAGUUAUUGAAGAUCAUUUCAAAUACAAGAUCGGACUAUGAAAACCAUUUCGGAAGUCGACUUGAAUUUUUUGCUGAAAAGCAAUCAUUGUACAUCGAUACUUUGCAUACUGAUCGUUGUUGAAGCAAGCUCGGUCAUCAUCGUUCAUUAGUCAGCAUGGCAAAAACACUUGCCUAAGCAGCUACUAUUCUCGCGAUAUGAUGCAUCGAGAAUCCGUCGUGCCCUUAUAUUGUCGGUAUCUGACAUUCUUUUUCCUUUUACUCUGUGAUGUAAGAUACCUAGAUAGAUAUUUUGCUAUAAAACCGCACGAAUAUUCGUCAGAUUGUGCGUACAGAGGUGAAAAAAUUCGAUUUAGAAACAACGCGUGCAAGAAACUCGAUCAUGUAGAAACCGUGAUAGGAGACGUUCACUAGAACAAGUGUGACACACAAGAACAUGGCGUUUUUCUCGAGAACUGCCACUGAUACGCCAAAAUCUGAGCGAUAAACGUGUCUUGUCCGGAACAACGAGAGCUCAACACGUGCAAACUCGUUUUGAAAAGAAGCUGCGCUACAUUAGUCUUAAUAAAAUAUCUCUAUGUAUCUUACAUGUAUUAUCGUCACAGAAUCGAUGUGCGAUGAAUUUUGAAGGCAUUGGCAACUUAUUACGCUAUCUUAUCCGAUCGAUCGGAGAUAAGAAUGCAAAAAUCAAAAUCCAAAUUAGAAUUAUUACAAAAAUUUCCUAUACAAAUAUAUAUAAACAUAUAAAUCUAUUGUAAUUGAUCGAAAUAUAUUUUAAUUCACUCAUGUCAGUUUCACGCGCGUUUUAUCCCAACAUAUCUUAAAAGUUGUACAUUAUAUAUUUCGAAAGCGCGCUUUUAUUAUAUCUCUGCUGGUAAAUCACUAACAAGCGAGUACACGCUCAUGCUUGAUAAUUGCACUUUUCAGCUAAUGUUCCAUUCGUUAUCGUUGCCUGUGCCUUUGAGAUGAUGAUGACGCAUUACGCUUCGUACAAUUCUAUAUUAUUUAUUCGACUUUUUCAUAUUUUUUCGCGUGAAAAUAAUUUAUUGUUCAAAUCGGAGCGGUCUUCCCCUUUACGUAAAAUCGUAACGAAAUAUUGUCAGGCUUUGGGAAUGAGAGAUAACAUUCGAAAUAGAUAAGCGUAAAUGUAAACACAGAAAUAGUUGCGUUAACUAACAGCAUAAGGAAACGACAAAUAAUUCUAAUUUUGCGCUAAGAAUAAAAAAAAGAGGGGUAGUGCUACGAAGGUCACCAUCUGCUAGUCUCGUCUGUAUUGUUGCUCGGUUCGCAGUGCAUACAAAAAAAAAAACAAUAUUUAAUAUAUAAUUAAUUUAAUUAAUAUUAUACUAUGCUAUUAUACAGAUUACAUUAAAAAUGAUGAAUAAUUACAAACGAUCGUCUCACUACUUUCCUCCUGUGAUGUCCUACCUACAUUUCCAGACGAAGUUUUAUCGAUAUUGGCACACAGACGGAUUCUUGUUUCGAGCCAUCAUGUUUUGUCAAUGCGCAUCGAAGUCGACGUAAAAAGGGCUGGUAAAAUCGAUAGAAUUUAUUUGCGCCACUAUUUAUUGAAGACCAUGAGCGAUGCGUUGUGGAGGAGUCUCUUUUUAUUCCAAAAAUAAAUCGCAUAACACGUU